Molecule: messenger RNA, 4529 nt
Organism: Anopheles darlingi
Lineage: Eukaryota; Metazoa; Arthropoda; Insecta; Diptera; Culicidae
Exons: 6
Coding region: 510-3932 (1140 amino acids)
Molecular function (GO): protein binding
Source: RefSeq, a predicted model, not a curated record
GGGAAAAGUGGCCAAGAGGCCAACAGUUCGUGUUUCACAUUCCACAACAUAAUCCUUUGAACAAACCAGCACCUGCUAAUCCGGAUGUUCGUCCGUUCGUUACACUAAUUAGGCGAGGGACGGGAACUGUGAAGUGAGUGCGUGGUCACAGGUUGCUGGUGGUGGUGGUGUUACGCAGUACCUUUGCCGAGGAAGUUUUCCAUUCGUGGGGCAAGUGAACUGGAAGGAGCACUGUACGGAGACAUAUGUUAGGUGAAAAGACUCAUUUAAAGUGUGCUACGAUGGUGGCCAGUUGUUGAUUCAUGGUCGAAACGGGUCACUGGUGUACCAGGAUUCGAUAUUAGGUAUCAUUAAGGCAGGUGGCGAUACCAUAGCCCCAGGUUUGCCUCCCUCUGCUUCGUAGGUGAAGGGUAGCAGAGUGCGGAAGGAAGGACGGUUUCAGGUUGGUGCGUUUGCUGACGUCGCUCGUGGCCGGGCGAAAGAGUGCUGGUGCGGUACAGGCGGCCACCAUGGAGCUGAUCCGGAAGAAAAUGAAGCCGUACCAACCCUCAGAGCAGCUGGUGGUGCGCGAUAGCGUUAGCCUCAGCAUGGACGAGGAUCUGAGCGACGACGUGGAGGACGAGGUGUUCAUCCGCGAUGGGCGCACCUGCCGGACGUACGAGGAUAGGGGAGCCAAGCGGCCGCUAAUGGCGCCGCGCCGCAAGCACGGCAAAGCAACAAGUGGCGGUGGCGGCAGUGGCCACGGCAGUGAUGGCGGAAUGGGUAGUGGUGGUGGGAGUGGAGGCGUUGGCAGUGUCCUUGGCCUCGGUCUCCGAUCGUCCAGUCCCAUUCACAAGAAGUACCGCCGCCGGAAGUGCUGGAGUUGCUGUGAACCCUUCUGCUACGGACUGGCGGCCGUUACUGUCCUGAUAGGGCUGAUCGUACUAGCGGCACUGCUGUUGACCGCAUUCCCACAGCCACUCCAGAAGAUUAAGGUAUGGUUCCACAAGGAAUCCGCCUUUAGCAGCGCCAUCAUCCGGGACAAGUUUGCCAACCUGAUGUACACGGCAGACGAGGGCGGUGGCCGCAAUGGAUCGCUUGAGAUGGUUCCGUGCACACGCAUUACGGUACAGAAUGUCUGGACUCGAGUCAUAGCACGCGUUAAUAGUGAAAGUCCGUUGCGCAAACUGGAUGUCAAUGGUGACGGUGCAGAGGAUAUCAUCGUUGGGUACGGUAUUGAUGAGCAGAUCGACGAUGGAGUACGUGGUUUCAUCCCGCAGUGUACCUCACGCAAAACGGGCAUUACGGAUUUGUGCGGUGGUGGACUGCUAGCGUUGGAUGGCCGGUCAGGUGCUACGCUGUGGCAACGCUGGACAUCGUUUACCAUCUUUUCGCUGCAGUGUAACGGUAUCGACAUCAAUACCGAUGGUACGAGUGACUGUCUGGCGGCUGGCCGUGGUGGGCUUAUCUUGGCGCUGGAUGGUCGCAAUGGGCGUAUCUUGUGGGAGCUUAAGGAUUAUUCCGAUCUUGAGAGCUACGCCGAGAUUAGCAUCGAUCUGUACACGAUCAACGUGGUAAGUGAUGCAAACGGCGAUGGCAUCGCGGACAUAGUGGCGGUACACGUGGAAGAGACCCAGCGGGCACACGGUGGCCAUAUCAAGCUUAUCUCCGGUGCAACCGGAGCGAUCGUACGCAGCAUACCGACGCCCUACCGGGAGGAGAUGUUCGUCCCGAUUCAGGCACUGCGUAAAUCCGGCGAUGGUACACAGUCAUUGCUCGUGUUGACCGGCGGUCAGAACUCACCGGGCGGUGUGUACGUGUUGCAGUUGGCUAAUUUAAUGAAAUACCCUGGCGAAAGUGCAUUCGAACCGAUCGUGAGACUUGAAGCGUCCGGUUUUAUGGUACCGGCCGUACUGACCGAUUUGAACGGGGACUCCACGGAGGACAUUGUGGUCAGCUCGUUCAACUCGUCCGUGUUCGCGUUCGAUGGUGCCAACCGGACGCAACUAUGGUCCUAUACGAUCUCUGACUCGGAGAGCGUUAGUUCGAUUGUGCCCGGACACUUUGACCAUGACAAUGUGACGGACUUUAUGGUGAAGUACAAUACCGGGCCAGGUUUCCCCAUCUACUACUACUCCCAAACGAUGAUCAUCAAUGGAACGAAUGGAAAACCGUUCCUCGAUAGCUCGAUUAAGGAUGCGGGUGGACCGAAUGGAUUGUUGGGUGGUAUGUCGCUAUCUCAAACCGGCGGUGGAGACUUCUUUCUACACUGGCAGAUGCAGUGCCGAAAUCGUACCACCGACACCACGGACGAAUAUCAAUUCAUCCCCGAAAGCGACGUUAUCCAGCAAUCUCGGGCUGAUACUUGCAUCCUGCGCUACAAUGAAUCCUCGAUUCUGAAGUUAUACGCCAUAACGAGACAUGUGGAGCCACCGGGAGCGGUCAUCUUCUCGUCCGAUGAUUUAACAAUUCGUCUGAACGAAACCGGUACGGAUCCGUCUCCGGCCCAGACGAAUGUGGCUCCGAUGAAGCAUCCCAAAAUGAAGCUGAAAGGACGCAACGAUGGUCAGAGCAGUGCUGCGACAAGAAAGGCGGCCUCGAUUGAGACACCUGCGGUUGGUGAUGGAGCGCAAGGUAUUGCCGCCACCCGGAAUGGCGAUGUUCACAUGGACAAAAAGCUAGCACCGAAUGUGGUCGCUCCAAACUCCGUCGGCGUGUUGGUCGAUAGUCCGGGCGCCGCACGGUCACCGCAGCUUGAUGUGGCCCACUCAAUCGACACGUUGGCACAGGAGGAAGCCAAACGGCAGGAGAAGCUCGUGCUGAACAAUGUCUACAAGAAGUACAUCUACAAUGCGAAUGAUAAUGAUGGUCCGAUUGGAGCGCUGGAUGCACCUGUUAUAAGAGAACGCAAUAGAGAACCGGUCGAUGAGCGGAAACCUUAUAUCUAUCUACCAUACGACCAGCUUGAAGCCGAUCCGCGUAAUCCAUUUUUAACCAAUCAAAUUCCCCAAUCGGUUCCGGAGGAAGCACUCGAGUAUGAUUAUGGUGCAGCACCGGCGCAACCGGACGAUGAUGGUAGACCACUACCAGGCUAUCAAAGGCCACGAUACCGUACCGGUGGGCGAGAUGUUCGGAGCAAGUUUGGAGUUUUUGAUGAUAUCGAUUUUCACGACCCUUCACUAGAGGAGCAGGUUUUCAACGAGUCCAAUCCUAACUCACAGAUCGUCAAGAAGGUUCUACUGAACGAUGAGAUCAUGGACGAACUAAAGAAUGCCGAUCCGGGUAGCAAGGGCUCGAAGGAGACGCUCUGGGACUUGGAGAUGGAAAAGGAAGCAAAAGAAGCGAUGAAUGAUGUUAAUGCCAUGAACUUCGAGUAUAAUAACAAGGCGAAGCGACAGGCUGGCACAACAGUAAUGGCAACCGGAACACCGAUGAGCUCGACGUCAUUGCAACCGACCGGAAGCGGCGUGGUGCCGAUCGUUGCCUCAGCAUCGAAUGAGAACAUUCUACCUUCGAUCGCUUCCACGGGUGUACUAUUGAAGUCUCUCACUAGCCCUGGAGCGACGACGACUGCAACACCGUCGUCCGUUUCGCCCACGCUCGAUUACGUGUUUGUGAUGAACAUCCGUGAAUCGGAAGCAUAUCCACCGCUCUUUCUUGAUUCGGAUCUUAGCUGUAUACAGGAGAAGCUUCAGGCGUAUCGUACGUAUCGUAACGAGGAUAUGCUGGUGCUGGAGAAGAAAUUUCUGGCCCAGUGCUUAAAAUCCAGGUUACCGAUGCUGCAACCCACUUACCAGCGCUUCGAAACCCAGAUCAUUGUGACACGGCUCGAAAUAGGUUGCUCGUGCAGCUCCGAGCUGGAUCCGGCGCGUGAGGUAUGCUCACAGCUUCACAGCUACGAUCAGCAACGCUGGACGCAGUUUAUGGGUAAUGGUGGCGAUGGGCGGUACUGAAAUCGUGCUGGCGAAACAGAACAAAUCAUUUGAGCUGUGUAACACACAGAGAAAAAAUCCCUUUUCAGCAUCAUUCCAUCAUGGAAUGUAGUGCAGAUCAUGUCCAGCUUCCAAAAGCUCGAGGCUAACUCACCGGCCACACCGGGUUUGGGUUUUCUUCUUGGGCAUUCCUCUUCUCCUAUGAGGCUUGAGCAUUUAUUUUGAGAUUAAACUAAUAGAUGGAAAUAGGGUGCAUAGACAGACACACAUACACGCACACGAAUCUACAACAAUUCAUCCACAACUUGGCGGCAAGACAAAUCUUUCUAUCCAUCGCUCGGCACAGGUGGCCACUGCUGGGGAUCACAGAGGAGCAGCUAUACAUACGGAUAUCAUUUAAAACUAUUCAAUCUCUUAUAUUGUUACCACAAAUGAAAGAGAAAAAUAGAGAGUGCGUGGGGAUGGUUGUCGAUAGGGGAAGAUAAAGGGCAGCUGCAUAUUUACAAUGUUUAGUCCGCUGGUCUGGGCAUAAUUUGUCACGGACCAGGCGAUGAGAGUGAUCUGCUGGAGGCAAAAAGCAGUCCAAUAGAUAGACAGUGUGUAAAUAUAUAAUGCCGA